GAGAGAGACAGAAAGAAAUGGAGACAGAGAGAGAGAGAGAGAGAGAGAGAGAGAAAGAGAUACCGCUUAUUAGUGGCAAGGAAAGUAGGGUGGAGAAAGGUAGAGUGAAAGAGAGAUAUAAGGAGCUUCUCCAUCUUCUACCUACUGACUGUGGAGGGAGAGAGAGACAGAGAGAGACAGAGAGAGGCAGAGAGAGAGAGUCAGAGAGAGAGAGAGAGAGAGAGAGAGAGAGAGAGAGAGAGAGAGAGAGAAAGAGAGAGAGAGAGGCAGUGCAGUAGCAAGACAACAAUAAAAGAGGUAGAAGUGCAGGGGAGGAGGAGUUGGGGAGUACACCACCACCACCACCACUGCCACCGCCAGCCUGACAUCACCACUAGCAGCCUCACACCACACAAGACCAGCGACACCACCUUCCUGCUCGCCGCCGCCAAACUCUCCGCGCCAUGUAUCUCAACCGGGAGGAGAACACCAGCAAAGGCUCCUUGUCCCUCAGUGUGUUCCUGGUCUCCCUAGCAGUGACAGUGUGUGCUGUGUGGCUAGUGGCUCUUUGUGGCGUCUGUGGUUGGUGUCAACGCAAGCUGGGGAAGAGAAAUAAGCCGGGAGUGGAAACGGCAGACACUCCGGACUCAGCACGUGGGCGAGGGGAGAAGAAAGCCAUCAAUGAUCUAGACAGAGACUUUUGGAAUAACAAUGACAGCAGCACAGUGCAGCAGAAGUGGAGCUCCUAUCCGCCAAAGGAAUUCGUACUUAACAUUUCUCCUUAUGCCCCAUAUGGAGAUCCUCGCCUCACACUCAAGUGAGUCUUGGUCCAAGGUUGGUAAGAGCCUUCCCCGCCCCCCCACCCCCCACACCUGAGCAGGGCUGUAAUGAGAAAAGGGCACCACCACUCCUUUCUGUAUCCUUCCUUCCCUUUCACGUCCCUCCCCUCCCUUUGGCACCACUUACCAAUCAUCUUUCUGACGACACUUUCAAUGGACCUAGUUCGGGGGUCGGCAACCUGCGGCUCUGGAGCCGCAUAGCGCCGCCCUAGUGGCUUUCUGGAGCUUUUUCAAAAAUACAUGAAAAAUGGAAAAAUAUGAGGGGAAAAAACAUAUUUUUUCUUUUAUUAUGAAUUCUGUAGAAGGACAAACAUGACACAAACCUCCCUAAUUGUUAUAAAGCACACCGUUUGUAUUAAACAUGCUUCACUGAUUCGAGUAUUUGGCGAGCGCUGUUUUGUCCUACUAAUUCUGGCGGCCCUUGAACUCACCGUGGUUUGUUUACAUUUAUAACUUUCUCCGACUUUCUAAGACGGGUUUUAUGGCGCUUCUUUUUCCAUCUCAUUUUGUCCACCAAACUUUUAACGUUGUGCAUGAAUGCUCAAAGGUGAGUUUUGUUGAUGUUAUUGACUUAUGUGGAGUGCUAAUUAGACAUAUUUGGUCACUGCAUGACUACAAGCUAAUCGAUGCUAACAUGCUCUUUAAGCUAGCUGUAUGUACAUAUUGCAUCAUCAUGCCUCAUUUGUCGGUAAAUUUGAACUAAUUUAGUUUCCUUUAAAUCCUCAUAAGUCAAUUUAUACCUCAUGACACACUAUCUGUAUGUAUUAGGGAUUUUAAUUUUUUGCGGCUCCAGACGGAUUUGUUUUUGUAUUUUUGGUCCAUUAUGGCAGUGUUUCUCAAAUGGGGGUACGCGUACCCCUGUGGGUACUUGGAGGUAUGCCCAGGGGUAUGUGAGAUUUUUUUUUAAAUAUUCUAAAAAUAGAAACUAUUCAAAAAUCCUUAAUAAAUAUAUUCAUUGAAUAAUACUUUAACAAAAUAUGAAUGUAAGUUCAUAAACUGUGAAAAGAAAUGCAACAAUGCAAUAUUCAGUGUUGACGGAUAGAUUUUUUGUGGAGAUGUUCUAUAAAUAUUGAUGCUUAGGAUUUCUUUUUUUGAGAAGAAAUGUUUAGAAUUCAGUUCAUGAAUCCAGACAAUCCCCAAAGAGGGCACUUUAACUUGAUGAUUACUUCUUUUGUGUAAAAAUCUUUAUUUAUAAUUGAAUCACUUGUUUAUUUUUCAACAAGUUUCUAGUUUUUUUAUAUAUAUUUUUUACAAAUAGUUAAAGAAAGACCACUACAAAGGAGCAAUAUUUUGCACUGUUAUACAAUUUAAUAAAUCAGAAACAGAAUAUAUAGUGCUGUAUUUUAUUUCUUUAUCUCUUUUUUUUUCAACCUAAAAUGCUUUGCUUUUAUUAGGGGGUACUUGAAUUAAAACAAUUUUCACAUGGGGUACAUCACUGAAAAAAGGUUGAAAACCACUGCAAUAUGGCUCUUUCAACAUUUUUGGUUGCCGACCCCUGACCUAGUUUAAUAAAUUUAAAUAAUUUUUUUGUUUGUCAGAUGAACUUUUUUCUCUCUUGACAUACACUAUAUUGCCAAAAGUAUCUGCCCAGAUGCCUUCACUCAAAACUUGAAAUGCCAUCCCAUGGAAAUAUCCAAAAUGUUUUGGUAUCCUGGAGCAUUCAAAGUUCCUUGGGCCAAGCCCAACUCCUGAAAAAACAAUCCCCCACCAUAAUUCCUCCUCCACCAAAUUUCCACUCGGCACAAUGCAGUACGAAAUGUGGCGUUCUCCUGGCAACCGCCAAACCCAGACUCGUCCAUCAGAUUGCCGGAUGGAAAAGUAUGAUUCAUCACUCCAAAUAAGCUCUACAGGACAGUGGCGACGUGCUUUACACCAGAGGUCCCCAACCACCGGCCCAAUUGGUACCGGGCCGCAGAAGAAUUUUUUAUUCAUUUUUAUUUAAAAAAAUAAAUAAAUAAACAUUUUUUUUUUUAUUAAAUCAACAUAAAAACACAAUAUACACUUACAAUUAGUGCACCAACCACAAAAACCUCCCUUUUUCAUGACAAAAACGUCCCUUUUUCAUGACGAAGAAAAAAAAAAAAAAAAAAAAAGGACACCCCGUCACCCCACCCGGGCCGCGGGACUAAUUAUUAAGCGUUGACCGGUCCGCGGAUACAAAAAGGUUGGGGACCACUGCUUUACACCACUGCAUUCGACGCUUUGCAUUGGACUUGGUGACGUUUGGCUUAGAUUAGCUGCUCAGCCAUGGAAUCCCAUUUCAUGAAGCUCUCUGCGUACUGUAUGUGGGCUGAUUGGAAGGUCACACGAAGUUUGGAGCUCUGUAGCAACUGACUGUGCAGAAAGUCUUUGCACUAUUCGUGACCCCUCUCUGUCAGUUUACGUGGCCUACCACUUGGUGGCUGACUUGCUGUUGUUCCCAAACUCUUGACUUUUCUUAUGAUAAAGUUGACUUCGGAAUAUUUAGGAGUGGGGAAAUUUCAGGACUGAAUUUGUUGCACAGGUGACAUCACUGGAAAUCACUGAGAGCGGUCCUUUCUUUCACAAAUGUUUGUAGAAACAGUCUCCAUGUCUAACUGCUUGAUUUUAUACCCCGGGCCAAGUGAUUAGGACACCUGAUUCUCAUCCUUUGGAUGAGUGGCAAUAUAGUGUACUUAGCAAACGCCACACUACAAAUUGUAGUAUGGCACAAUGAAUCCAAACAGGGGAUUUAAAGGCCGAGUGGUAUUGUUCAUUAAUUUUUAUGAACAAUCGUAAGAAUGGCAAGAAACACAGACACACCUACGGUAAUUUGAGAGCAUGAAUGGUUACUAAUAAUUACUCAUAAUAGUCUCCUCUGCUAAUGUGAGUUGGUAAAAUGUCAUACACACAUACAUUACAGCCUCCUUGCGACAGCCAUUCGAUUAUUACCCCGGAGCAAAGAAGCACAGCCCUGCAACUCCCCCAGGCUCCUUUUGGCUGCUCCUCCUGACUUCCUGUCACCUUUUAAUGAACACCCAGGCACAUGUUCCGAUGCCAGCCCAACUCCCUACAGCCCUGCCGGUCAUACUAACUCCUGACCUCUAACUUCUCACCUCUCUCCCAUGGAGUGUAACCAUGGAGACGGACAACCCUCGUAGCUUUCCUCUGUAAAUGAUGUACUGUAUAUACUGUUCUGUAAUUGUUGUAUCACCCCAAUUCUUUCCUUCUGUGCUGUGGUCGUGUCGUGAUGUUGUUGUGGAGGGUUGACCGUUACGCCAGGUUGCAGUGUGAUGCCAGUGUUCACCUGUGGUUGACAUCCAUCUGUGGCCUUCCUCUGAUUCCUCCCCAUCUAUGAUGUGCACGACACUAACACUUGAACUGCAUAUCCUGUCCAUCACAAUUCUAACAUGAUCCAAUACAAGUAAUGUUUGAAUCCAGUAAAAGCUCGGGCAGGGGCACUUUUAUUUCCCUCCAGGCAGUAUGAGUGAUAUGCGUAAGCUUAGAUAGACAUCCUGCAACCAGGAAUCUGUCAGAUAAACUGUCAAUUGACUGGUCAUUUUUAAUAGGCUGACCUGUUAAGGAAUAUGUGCAAACCUAUAGACAUGAGGUAUAGUACUGUGCUGGUUAAAGUGUGGGAUACAUGAUAUCCUGUCUAAAAACUUCUCCAAAAAGUGAUGGCUGCAGAUCCCGGUAAAAAAAGCCUCAAAGCCUGUAUUUUGAAAAGUUCAUUUUUUUUUAAUAACCGUCAUGGUUGGCAUUUAUUGUCCAUAAAGUUGCUUUAUGCUCCAGUUGUUCUUUGGUCCACUCGCAUUGUAGUAAUGGACUAUUUUCAGUGCAAAAAUGGCAAAAUUGAUUUCUUUGUCAACAGUGUGCCGGAAAAUAUACAGGUAUUGAAAUAGUGACAAAAACAUCUACAAUAUGUCUUCAUAAAAAGGUUGCAGGGGAUGACCUUUUGACUUUGACCAGUUAGUUUAUAUCAGAGGUCCCCAACCACCGGUCCGGGGACCGGCACCGGUCUGUGACGCAUCUGCUUUCGGGUCACACAGAGACAUUAAAUAAUUUAAAAAAUAUACAUAUAUAUACAACAUUCCCUCCCAGACACACAAAUAAGCUUGUUCUUCCUGGCAGGAAGUCACCAUUUGCUAUAUUUGUUACAUCUUUGUUACAUGGGACAAUGCGCAUUACCAAACAUAUAGAAUAUAAAGGGAACAAAUCGUAGCCAAAAGCUAGGUUCCAUCUGUAGUCCGUGGCAGGCUAAUGACCUAAGAUCAGGGAAGAUCAGGAACAAAGUGACCAUAGACUAUAAAGUGCAUAAGGUAGAUGGAGAAUUGUUAAAUUGUUGCAUAUAAUAAUUGUGCUGAAGAAAGAAAAUCCACAUCUCCGUUGACCUUUUAAGUUAAAAUGCUGCUAUUAUUGCACAUAGCCCUAUUACACAAGUAGUUAGCAAUAACAGAUGUAUUUACCCAUGGAAAAUUGGGCCAAAAAAAGCUAACAUUGUUAUGAAAUAUUGCUCAAAAUACGAAUACAUAACUUUUAGAAUGGAAAUAGAAAUCCAAAGAAAUCUAUUGGACCUGAUGACAUGUAAUUCUAGCUUGGUUAUAUAUCCAUGCGUUUGUCCUUGAAGGUGAUGUAUCACCUAUAACUCAUUAGAUACUGAAACCAAAAAAAGCCUACUAUGAGGAAAAAGGGAGUAAAAAACAAAAAUCUGUGGAGAGCUUUUUUGCAAAGGAAAAAAGCCAGUGGCUCCCAAUAAUUCAAUGUUAUGGUGAGUUUUUCAUGUAUUCAUUUUUCAUGCACUUAUUUGCUAUAUUUAUCUGCCAAGAGUUGAUGGCCGGUCCGUGAAAAAAAAUGCCUACAUUAAACCAGCCCCUAGUGCAAAAAAGGUUGGGGACUCCUGCUUUAUAUGAACUUUGAGCAGAUGGAAGCCGCAUUAUUUCCUUUUUCCACUAUGGGAAAUUGCUUUGAGUCUCUAGAGAAAAGUGCUAUAUAAAUAUAAUUCACUUGACUUCAGACUUUUAAGGUUUUCUUGAGAUCAGUAGCUUUGACAGUUGUGGCACGGGGCCUCAUUUAUCAAAUAGGCUACCAUUCUGUGGGAUCAGUCUUCAUCUUUAUAGAAUUACUAGAGUGGAAUGUCAAUGCAACCAUUUUUCAAAGCUUUUACAUGUAUUUAUUUAGCUGUAGCGACCUGACACAAUUGUGAAAAUCUCUGAAUGAACAUGAAUCAUUAGUACAAUUUUCACAGUGAAACUGGUGGAAUGUAUUUACUGUAUAUGAUACUUUUAUCUUAUCAAUCCGACACAUCUGACGGGAGGGACUGUCAAAGAUAAUACGACCAUAUUUCUUUUAUUAAUCACGUUUAGUGAAGCUCAGGCAGUAAAAGGAUGGAUACCUGCCUAUUCUGCACAUUCCUGUAAAUACUCGUGUUGAUUUAUGGCCCCAUUUAUUUACGUGUUCCUACUUUGGAUAGAAGUAAAGACCUUGUUCACCUUGUUCACCUUGCAUUCAGCUCGAUAAGCAAGGCCCGUGUCUCCAGGGUCGACCAUUGUUCCAACCGGGUCGUUUUUAUUGAUGACUUAUCUAUCAGAUCACAAUAAAAUAUGAAGGUUGACACUAAAAGGGACGCAACACAAAUGUUGCCCCCUGACCGCAGGAUUCUCCAUGUGUGUGGACCGUGCAUGUUAAUAAAAUACAGUUACGUAUUGAUUAACUCGGCUUUUAAUGAUGUUAUAAUCCUGAAAACAGCGUUUAACAAGCUUUUGGUCAGGUUGACCACAAGAUGUGUUAACUCUGACAUAGGCUAUGACUUGUUUUGUGUUUCCUCCACACUAGUAGACAUUCCAUAUUGUAUAUGCACCUUAGGAGGAGCUGCUCCAAUUUCGUUGUUCUUUGAACCUGUUCAUUGCAAUAAUGACAA
Molecule: messenger RNA, 6693 nt
Organism: Nerophis ophidion (straightnose pipefish)
Lineage: Eukaryota; Metazoa; Chordata; Actinopteri; Syngnathiformes; Syngnathidae
Product: synaptotagmin-7-like
Exons: 4
Coding region: 444-800 (118 amino acids)
Source: RefSeq, a predicted model, not a curated record